CGGUCCUGCAUUUCUCGGCAGCUGAACCAGAAACACAGCCAUAGGUGAAUAAUCCUGCACAGCCGCGCCGUGACGCGCAAAUGCUCCAGACUCACCACACUACUUGAGCUUCCACUGGUUAAAGCGCUUCAAUGUGGCUUCCCGGCCCUGUGUGUCUCUUUCUCUAGACGCAGGCUUUCGGAGGUUGUGACUGACGCCUCGCUCUAUCUUAUGCUCGCACCUCGGAAGGAAAAUGCGUUCAGGCUUUGUGCUCACAUGUACUCACGAUUCCCCGAUGCCAUAUUUUUAGUUCAUCCACCGCUUCGAGCAGUAAAUCUCUUUUCGUCUUCCAACUUCUUCCAAGGUUCAGUUGCAAGAAUGUCCAACAGCCACUUCAGUGGUCUAGUAGGCAGCGAUUCCACAUGGGACAGAAUAGUUUCUCAAGGGAAUCUGAUCAAGCUCUCCACUAGACAGUUCAUCAUGCUGAUCUCGGCAUUCACGUUUGCAUUUGCAUUCCUUGUCGCACGGCUGUUCCGAGUAUUUGGUCUUUUCGUCUUCUCGAUUUUUCUCUAAGUGAAACCGCAUGAACCUAGCAUGGAACAACUUCGAGUUGCUGUCGUGAAUUUUCGUACGCCUUUCCAUGUAAUCGGCGAGAGCAUCUCUUGGAAAAUGAUAUCUCUGGAAGGAAGGAAGAAAGAAGAUUUGCUCUGUUUUGGCUCGCUGGAGCGGGUGUCUUCUUGUUUCUUGGCAUCGGAUUGCCGUUCAUUCUCGCACUUUUUCCUGUUGCUAAUGGCUUCUCGGGUGGUUCCCUAUGCUGGUUCGGACCAACAGAUAACAAGGGUGAAAGUGAUGUGUUUCGAGCGUACCUUCGUCUCGAGCAACAAACUGCACUUUCUGAGACAGACUCGAUGAACUACGAUUACGACGGCGACAAUGCAUAUGACGUGGGAUAUCUAGGAAGUGAAGAUGUGGUCCGGAAGUCGUCGCUUUGUCCACAGCAUGCCAAGUCCAGUGCUUGUCAGGAUGGACACGCAAUGAAUUUCUACGGACAGUAUACGAUCUCGCCGAGAGAUUUGGGUGUUGGGAAUCUCGAAGAGCUUAAUUUCACAACAGCCGUUGAUUGUUACAAAGACAUUGACUCCGAAAAACAACUCACGAUUCCAACGAUCCAGGAGAUGAAACCUAUUGGACUAUUUUAUGGACGUAGUCAAGAGUUCGCAGAAUCCCCCGAACCAAAUAUGACGGCUAUCAUCUUGCGAGCAGAAGUUUAUGGACAUGGCUACUAUGUUUUAUCCCUCAAGAUGGCCGAUGGAGAUCAAUCGAAUGACCAGGUGGCUUGGAAACCAAGAAAUGAUCUGUAUCACGAAGGCGAUCUAUCUCUACUGAUAUAUAACUUGGGAGCAGUGUAUGCCCUAGAGCCAGGAAGCGAUUCAUUGUUCGCCACUAUCCCACUAAAUACGACGAUGAUUCCUACAGAAGACUGGGCAGAACAGAAUUUGGCGAAUAGAACAGAGUGGAACGGCCAACCAUUGUUCAAAUCGAGAACACAAACAGUAUCAGUCAUGUGCAACACAAGCUAUGCACUUUGCGACCAUGUCAACAUUCCGGAAGAAGCUGGACACUGCCUUGACUUAGGAGGGUGGAAGCAGGUCCAGGCGUUUGCAGACAGGCUGCAGAACAAUUCAGCAAAGGAUAACAAGCCUGCAUCUGCACGAGAAGGCUUCAUCUAUUUAUUGGCAGAUACAGCACAUUAUUCAGGAAUGAAAGAGUCUGCAGAAGUUGUCAAUGGUAUCUCUGCCAACGAUCUUCUUCAAGCAGACUUUAAGAUCCAGCACUUCCUCGACCAAAUUUCCGGUCACAGAGAACUGACCCGCCUGUUCCUAUCCACACGCACGCGAUUUAUCCUUGCAGCUCGAAGGGCCGUACUCAAUGAAUGGGGCGAGAGAGUGGUGCAGAUGGGCUUUCAUGCAAAUGAUAUCGACAGGACAAUGGUUGGAAACCCUGACUUGUCAGUAAUGUGCAAAGCAACAUUUAUACCGGACACGAAUUUCAAAACUACAACAGCAAGGCCAUGGAUCAUAACAGCUUGCAUUUGGCUGGCUAUCGUGCUAUUGACAUAUUCGGCGCCGAUGAUACGAAAGCUGCAAUGGAGUUGGGUCGAAGGUAUCGAGCAGAGUUGGGCAUCGAAAAGAGCUAAUAAGCUCCAUCAUCAGUUGGCGAGCAUGAAUACAGCUGAUAUUGGGACCGAUUUCAAAGAUCUUGGAUCUCGGAGUGAGCAGGCAAGCAGUUUGCCGUUGUUGGAACAGGCAGAACCAUUCACACCUGCCUCUCAAGGCAAAGCUCAAGCUGGUGCGGAGGAAGCGACAUUGAUUGGUACAGUGGUGGGAGGCACAGAAACAAUGGAAUGUCCGUCACCCAGAGUCUGAUAAAAUCAGAUUGCUAAGUUGGCUGGCAGCGCGAUCUCACAAACACGGAAUCGCUAAUUCUGACGUUCUUUAAGGAGGUUUAUGUACCUCGAAGAUUAUACUCAAUCAAAAAUCUACCUUGCUUUGGUAAGCUGGGGAGCUCUCAUUUAUUAUCCUCUUGCGUCAUGCAAGAACAAUUCAUGUUUACGUAGGAAAAAGGGGC
Molecule: messenger RNA, 2607 nt
Organism: Cadophora gregata
Lineage: Eukaryota; Fungi; Ascomycota; Leotiomycetes; Helotiales; Ploettnerulaceae
Exons: 3
Coding region: 888-2405 (505 amino acids)
Source: RefSeq, a predicted model, not a curated record